Punctularia strigosozonata HHB-11173 SS5 is the source of this 1047-nucleotide messenger RNA. RefSeq lists its product as uncharacterized. NCBI's taxonomy places the organism in Eukaryota, Fungi, Basidiomycota, Agaricomycetes, Corticiales, Punctulariaceae. The transcript has 4 exons. The record is from RefSeq and is a predicted model, not a curated record. The coding region runs from base 1 to 1047 and encodes 348 amino acids.
AUGGCACCAAGCCCAGCACUGACCAACAUCUCCAACCUGCAUCAAGAGCAGGCUCCCAGCGCGGAUGUCCCUGCGCAACCUGCGAAAUCCAAGCGACGUCGCAAGCCUGCAGAAACCAGCGACACGGACUCGCAGAAGAAGGGGACAAGAACACCCGCAAGGGCGCCAAAGACACCCGGCAAGACCACGUUGAAGAUUGAGAUGAAGAUGCCUGCGAAGGCAGCACCGAAGGGCCUCGGUGCAAAAUCUGGCAAGAAUGUACGCAAAGGCGGCGAGUCCGAUGAGGACAUCAAGGAGAUGGACCCAGAGAUGGCGAAGCGAGUGUUGGAGGGGAUAGAGAGCAACUGGAGUGAGGAGGACAUGAAGAUACUUGUCGACUACAUCUGCCGCGAGGAUGUCUUCGAGGACUUCAAGCUCAAGAAGGAUACACAUGCCGUCAAGAUUGCUCAGGAUCUUUCGAAUAACCGCAAGACAGCUACUCAAGUGAAGUCCUGGUGGAAAUACCUUUUCCACAAGUACAUCGCUGCAUGGAGAUUGGAAGAACAUACCGGCAGUGGCGAUGGCGACGAAAGCAGAAUGGAGGCUCUUGGUAGUGACUUGGAGUCAAAGGUUGGCGUUAAGCUCCCGCUGUUGAAGAGUUCCAGCAGCCAAUGGUCCCGCGAGACGCUGGAGGAAUUCCGCGACUCAUACAUUUAUAUGUUAUUGACACCGUUGCGCACGAUCAUCCUGAAGUGCGAAGAAUCGAGUAUCCCCCCUUGCAAGCGUAUUCAUUGUGAGGGUUCGGAGGAAGAUAUGCUCAAGUCACUUGUAGACAGCAUGAAUGCUCAGACCAAGAGCAAGACCAAGCUUGAGGAGCGGGAGCUUCAGAUACGCAAGGCACAGGCAAAGCACGAGGAAGAGCUUCAUCAGAUCCGUGUGCAAGAACUUGAGUUGCAGCAGUGGGUUAAGGUGAAAGAAUUCCUUGAGUCACCUAUCGCCGCUGUUCAGGAGUUCGGCAAGAGAUUGGCUGCGCAGUUGGAUAAGCAUAAGGAGGGUGACCGUGAAUGA